AAAACAAUUUUCAGAUUCCUUCCCCAAUCUCCACUCCAUUCUUUCCUCCUUCUUCUUCCCUCUCUUUUCUCUCUGUUUCCCUCCAUGAAAUGGGACAUGGAGAUCGAGGAAAUCGAGGCCGUCCUCGAGAAGAUUUGGGAUCUUCACGACAAGCUCAGUGAAGCUAUUCACUCAAUUUCCCGAGAUCACUUCCUCACCUCCACCAAACAUCUCAGGAAAUCUGACAACAACAACAACAACAACAACAAGGAUUCCAACAACGCCCCCAUUCCCUUACCCCACACUGCUGUCUUCCCUUUCAUCGACGAAUUUCGGGUCGACCUUGAUGAUUCUGCCAUCCAGGAAGCCAGAAGUCUUAAUGCCAUUCGAACUGCUCUUGAGAAUCUCGAAGAUCAGCUCGAGUUCUUUCAUACCGUUCAAGUGCAACAGCAGGUUGAGAGAGAUGCUGCAAUUGCACGACUAGAGCAAAGUAGGAUUGUUCUUGCAAUGAGAUUGGCUGAACAUCAUGGCAAGAACUAUAAAGUCAUCAGUGAAGCUUUAGCGUUUGUUGGAGAUGUACGUUAUGCCGCUAACUAUGUUUCACACGAAAACAAAGAUGGUCCAAAGUUUAGCCCGAAGGGUCAGAAGCCAUUGCCGAACAGUUCAAAGAGGUCUAAUACUCUGAUCAAGAUGCUAUUUUCAACCAUCGACUUUGCUAGGAAAUCUCUCAAAAUGGAUCAUGUGGGCGGGAUACUUGGCAAUGCUGCCAUGGUUGCAAUUAGCAUGGUUGCAUUUCUGCAUCUGCACCAGGUAGCAUAUAAGGUGGCUCCACUGGAGAGAGAUGAUAUUCCUUUCGACAGAAACCUUCGAAGAACUUCUCGGCUCAAGGAAUCUUCGUCAAAUGAAGAUUUCAGCAACUUUGACGUCUUAUCUGCAAGGGGUUAGUGUGAAUAUAUAAAACUUUUCAAGCUUUGAUGCAUCUCUUAUUCAGUUGUUUUUAAAUGUGCGCUGGCUAUGUGAUAAUGUUUGUUGUAUGAAAAUUAUUUGAUUUAGUAGUUAGAAAUUUUCUUCAUCA
Molecule: messenger RNA, 1054 nt
Organism: Cucumis melo (muskmelon)
Lineage: Eukaryota; Viridiplantae; Streptophyta; Magnoliopsida; Cucurbitales; Cucurbitaceae
Product: plastid division protein PDV1
Exons: 2
Coding region: 85-924 (279 amino acids)
Biological process (GO): chloroplast fission
Source: RefSeq, a predicted model, not a curated record